AUGGCUUCCAUACGUACUUCUCUGCGUACCCAAUCCAAAAGCAAAGGCAUUGUCACUGAGAAGUCAAGCAGUCUUGAAGAGACACAUAAUCAGUUCAGCCACAAGCCCUCAUGGGAUAGUGACUCAAUCCGAGUUUUCCUGCAGUUGAUUGCAAAUGAGAUUACUAAAGAAAAUCGCCCAUUCCUAGUCCUCAGCCAAGCAGGGUACAAGUCCUUGGCAAGGAAAUUUGAGAAAAAAAACAAUAAGAAAACAUGGACUGAAAAGUUGAAGAAUAAGUACAUGAGUUUGAAAAAAGAGUGGCAAGCGUGGACAAAGUUGAUGGAUUCAAGCAAAGGAGUGUCAGGGAUAGGGUUUGACUGUGACACCGGUAUGUUUCAGGCACCUGAGGAGUGGUGGGACAAGAUGGAAUCGAUAAACAAGAUGUGUGCCGAGUUCAGGAAAAAUACCUUGGAACAUCGUGAGUUGAUGGAGACGGUCUUCAUGGGGGCAUCAGCUACUGGUAAGCACCAUUGGACCCCGGGAGAGAAACUUCCUGAAGUUGCUAAUGACUCAUCUGACUCAGUGCAAAGUUUGGGAGCCCAACUAUUUGCUGAUCCGAUACCCGCAGGAGUACAGGACGUGGAUUCAGAUUCUUCACUGGAGCAUGUUCCAAUUGAAAAGGGGAAAAGGAGAAAGACACCAUCAACAAGUGUUUCAUAG
Molecule: messenger RNA, 699 nt
Organism: Camellia sinensis
Lineage: Eukaryota; Viridiplantae; Streptophyta; Magnoliopsida; Ericales; Theaceae
Product: L10-interacting MYB domain-containing protein-like
Source: RefSeq, a predicted model, not a curated record